AUGGCUUUCCCACUUCCUCGGGGCAUUACGCCCUCGGAAAUCGCCUUUCUUGCGGAGAUGGAGACAAUAACCAUUGUGCCUCGACAACGUCUUGAAGGCAUGGAAUUGCUUAGUGGCUCUAUUGAACCUCUCGGUCCACCACGCCGCGCUUCCUUACCCCUCUGGCUCGCGCUCCUGCUAAAACGCCAACGACGUGCACACAUAAUACCUCCCUCAUGGCUACAUCCAGAGCCACUUAGCUUGAUCCUUGAGGUUGAGUCACAACAUCAAGAUUAUAGGAACGCCUUCUCGCCACCUCCACCCCUUCCAGGCCAAGCGAGUGUCACAGACCAUGAAACAGAAUCUAUAGCUCGACCGCAAUAUACACCAGAUGGGCAGAGAUAUUAUGCUGCUCCUCCAUUCCUACCACAAAAUAUUUCGGGGGCUGGAAGUGGUGAGGGAGAAGUACCAGCACUGCCAUUUCAUUGGGUGGAAGUUGGAAACAUGUUGCUUGAUGCAGCAAGCGAUGAUUUAGUGGAGCCAGAUCAACUCCGGCGGAUGUUGAAAGAUCUACGGGAGGUACGAAUGGCAAAAAUGAGAUCUGGUGUGGAUGCUCUGGACGCAGCAGCAACUGGCGGUGGAGGAGUCGCAUUGACGGGUGUUGGAGCAAUGGAAUUGGGUGAAGAGCGUGGCUUCCUCACAGGCGUCGUGGAUAAUCUACGGAAAAUCGGCGCUUCAAAGGAACAAGCCCGGCGGGAACAACUCGCCGACCAGCGCGCAAACGGUGGAUAUGGGGCAACCCAAGAAGACGAAGAAGAAGACUACAUGGAGUUUUAA
Penicillium angulare is the source of this 816-nucleotide messenger RNA. RefSeq names its product DNA replication protein PSF2 (gene psf2). Bases 1 to 816 code for a protein of 271 amino acids. The record is from RefSeq and is a predicted model, not a curated record. The transcript is spliced from 3 exons. Gene Ontology annotation, biological process: double-strand break repair via break-induced replication; DNA replication. Gene Ontology annotation, cellular component: GINS complex; nucleus. NCBI's taxonomy places the organism in Eukaryota, Fungi, Ascomycota, Eurotiomycetes, Eurotiales, Aspergillaceae.